This is a messenger RNA of Xyrichtys novacula (pearly razorfish), 3982 nucleotides long. The record is from the annotation of a GenBank genome assembly. Lineage: Eukaryota; Metazoa; Chordata; Actinopteri; Labriformes; Labridae.
AUGGCUGAUUCUGAGUGGACACGCAUCUUUGCGAAUUAUGCAGGCGAUCUGAAAGAGGGGGAUACUUGGCGGCUGGAGUUUGACGACAGUGUCGAUCCUGAAAAUACAAACCCAGGCUGGCGCCGGUACAUUAAGAAAACAAGUGCAAGGUUAGGGUGUUUAACUUCUGUUUGUGGCAUGUCAUGGUGUGAACAGAUUUAUAGGCUAUUUGUUUAGUUAUUUUUAUUAUAGUAGAGUGAAUGAGAAGUCUUUGGCUGGAUUUAUAUGCUCUUCUCCUUGCUCCUUUUCUUCUUUUACUUUUCAUUUUAUUUCAUUUUGAAUGGACUUAAAUAUGUAAAUAGAUCCAUGUCUGAUUUAAUCAAAAUCUUUUUCCAGAAGAUGAAAUUAUAAAAUAUCAGAAUGUAAAGAUGAUGUUAGUUUAUGUCCAGGAAGGAGUAGGGGAGACCGGGGCUUGUUGUCACACUUUUUAAACUCUUAUAUAUUUCUUGGAAUUAAUACAUCAUGUGUAAACAAAAUGUGUACCACACGAAAGACUAAAGUCUCAGGUAUUUCAUAUUCAUGUCAUUUUCACAUCUUGUAUCAGUGCAGAGUUAUAAGCAAUCAAAUAGAGAGUGUGAACAUGUCAAUCUGUGCCAGUACAUCAAGUAGAACUAUAUCAUCAGUAACUUCAGAGCACUGAAAAUCAAAUCGUCUCACAGGGGCAGAUUUGUUAUUAGUAAUCUGUCAUUACAUUAGAGGAAAAAUUCAAUACACAUAAGAGACUAAUUGAAGCACAAAAAAGAAAAACUUUUAGGUAUCUAACUAUUUCAAAUCAGAGCUCACAAAAAUAAGGAACAAAUGAUUCAAAUUGGCCCUUAAGUCCAAGGGAAGACUGCCACAGCUGUACAACACGGCUCAAGAGGAUACUUAUACUUACAAAUACAGAGAAAGUAAGGUGACAGUUUGGCCUCAGUCUUUAAGGGGUGCAGUAACGUUUGCAAACCACCAGAUGUCUCUGUGCUGUUAGACUAUAAUAGAUGAGGGAGUCUUAUCGAACCUUCGGAUCUGGAGAGAUUUUAUGUGAUUUUAUGGCUCUUAACGAUUGGCAUUUUUUUGUACUUGAUUGUUGUAUUGUUGUUUUUAUGUGUGUCUUAUCUGGACGGCUGGGUUCCUGCCUGCAAACAAAAUUUACCCCAAGGUAUAAAUAAAGAAACCUUUGAACCUUUAUAUCUCUGAUGUUAUCUUGAACUGGAUGUUUGUGUCAUUCUCAAGGUUCCAGUGCUCCAGGUGUAAAAGAAGCUGGCCCUCCAAUAAGGUGAUGGUCGUCUUCCUCAUGCAGCUAAGUCAGCAUCAGGGCGUCGUCAAGAUGAGGCGUUUCCGACAGAACUGCAAGAAGUGCACUGUUGCCCCAAUGGAGAGACCCAGUAUCAGCUCCGACAACAUCACCGUCCUCAUGGAGAGUCUGAUGGAAAAGAUCAGAAGAAAUUGCUACGACGAAGACCUGGGUGAACUGAACCGGAUGUUCGUACGCUUCGACGUCAAAAGUCCCCAUGAACCCAGUCAUUGUGAAGCUUGUUUGGCAGGCAUCUGUACACAGGGGAGUGGGGCAGAACCUUAAGUUUAGCAAGGGUUUAUAAAGUUCCUAAAGUGAAAUUAAACUAAUUAAGAAAUGAAAUUAAUUAAACAAAUAAAUAUUUCACUUCUUGAAGUUCAUUGACAGCUUAUGAAGAAUGCAGUCCUUUAUUUCAGGCUGUCGAGUAUCACUUCUCAACAUGCUCUUGUCUAAUGAGUUUUGAUAUUUUAUGCAUGUCUGCAAAGAUUUCUGUUUUAUUUAAUUUAUUUUAAUUUAAUUCAUGUAAUUAUAAUGUGCAGUUCAUUGUAAUUUGAUACAUGAAGGUUUUACUGUUCCCUUCUUUUGGCAGUCAGUUGUCAAUAAUGUGUCACUGCCUUGGCUCACAAGUUUUAAACGAAACUGUUAAAUUUGAAACACAAAUAAAACUCUGACAAGCAAUCAACUUGCAUGUUCAGUUUGUGUUUAUAUUGUGUAUUUUUUGAAAAAAUCUGCAUGAAUAUCCUGUAAUGUCUAUGAAUAGAAACCUCUUGGUAAAAUUUGCCACAUGCAGUGUUUGCAAAGCAAUAACUGAUCUGUUAGCAGUGGAAAAACUCACCGCUCAGAGCAAGCAUACAGUUUUGACAUGCACGGUUGAGAAAUGUGAGCAAUUGCCUUACAUUUAAUGCUCAUGCAGGAACACACAAAGAGAUGGAUUUAAUUUAUGAGCUGUUUUUAAACAACACACUGCAUGCACAGUCGGUCGUAUUGAUAUGAUGGAACAGAAAAUGAUACAGUGCACCCUCUUAAGCUUCACUGACAGAACAUGUUAGACAUUAAAGUCUCCAAUCGUCAACAAAGUCCUUCAUAAUCACGUUUAUAAAAGCACACCAGCUGGUCCUCACGACUUGGUGCUAGAAAAUCAAGCAUUCAUAAAGGUCAUGACCUUAUUUCAGUUAAAGCCAGAUAAACGCAUUUCUUUUGAGAGUGAUUUAUGAGAAAAGCUAACUUUCAUGACCUCCCACUUUACCUCAUUGACCCCAUAUCGCAAAAUACUGCUUCCCCGCCUCUUUGUUUUACAGUAGCUUUUAGAUACACCAUCGGCAAAACUGCAGCACAACACUGUCUUUCACACUGGAAAAACGAAACUUAACAAAGCCAGCUGAUGGUGUUUAGGUUUCACUUUCCCCAAAUACGCCUUGACAGACUAGCCCAUCAGUCUGGCUGAGUCACUUUCAUCAGUUGCUUGUGUACUACUGUGCAGAUCAGCUGUCAGGGUUUUGUCUCUUCAUCUGCUGCCAUCCUCACUGACCCUAAGAAGAUGAAAUAUUCAGAGUGGGAACGGAUCUUUGAGAAUAAAACGAAGGAUCUUAAAGACUCCUGGUCUCUGGAGUUUGAUGAAAGUCUUGCUCCAAAGUACCCAAACAGGGGCUGGAAGAUGACCGUCAGGAGCACUUGUGCAAGGUUGGUAAACAGAAAUGUGUAAUGUGAUUUAUUUUUGGUCGGCAGUAUAUUAAAUCAGUAGCAUGGGAGAACGAUUACUUUAUAAAAUUUUGUGUAGGCCUAUAUUAGAAUUAUGGCAUUAAUUUAAUUAGAGUAAAUGAAUAUAAUCCACAGUGGACUAGAUUAGUUUAUAGUGAAGUAAAUUUUAUUUAAUUCCCAGAUUUCAACCUGGAGCAUUUUAAACAGCAGAGAAAUAAACAGAUACUAUUGUGUAAACAGGAAGGAGAUUAGGUUACAUGACUCUUCCUCAUACUGGACUGUUUCACCACAUAAUGAUGUUACUACAGAGGCUAUUUUGCCAUUUCUGACCAUUAUCAUUGGUGCUCUGCUCAAUCCCUCAGGCCUAGCUCAGUGAAAAUGACAGAAAAUGACAGAUUUUAAAAUAUGGGAUGUAGAUUUUUAGUCUGACAUUUGGAAGUAUUUUGGUUUUCCUGUGUCAAGAAAUGAUAAAGGAGAAACAAACAAAUGAAAAAAGGGUGUCAAACUUAAAUUUCAAACCUUUACAUUCCUUUUUCCUGACCUUCCCUGGUCCUACAAGCGUGUCCAUGUCUUGAAUCUAUACAUCAUUGCAGACUGGGAAGACUGACACUUUUAAACUGGGCUCUUUUUUUAUUUCAAAGGUUCAAAUGCAGCAAGUGUGGGAGAGUCUGGGCUUCCAACAAGGCCAUGGUGGUCUUCCACAUGCAUCUGUCCUAUGGGGGAGGCAUCGCCAAAGCCAAGCCCCUCCAUCAGAAAUGCAAGACAUGCGAUGAUGGUCCGAUGGAGGAGCCCAGCGUCAGCUCUGCGAAUGUUGCCAUCCUCCUGGAGAAUCUGGUGGAGCAGAUCCGAGUGAAAUGCUACAAUGAGUCUAUGGCCAAAAAACCCCGGCACUUCAGGAGCUUUGACAACCAGAGUCCCCAUGAGCCUGCUCACUGUGAGGCCUGUAUGCAGGGCAUCUGUCCAAAGAGCUGA